UGCGAGUGCGCCUGCGCGUCUCCGAAGGGACGCCUAAGAUGGCGGCGGCGAUGGCGGCAUCCUCCUUCUCCUCCGGCCCGGGUUCGGUCCUCGGCCGGAGCCGCCGCCGCUUCCGUGGCUGCUUGCUGGGGGCCCUGCUGGGCGACUGCCUGGGUGGCCGCUACGAGGCCUUGCCGUCCGUCGACGGGCCGGAGCUGCUGCGCUUCGUGCGGGGCCUUGGGCGGCCUCAGAGGAAGCCGAGGAGCCCUGAGGGAAGAGACGCCGCCCGGGCGGAGGAGGGCGAGAAGAAGAACGAGGAGGAGCCAGAAAUCCUCUCGUACAGCGAUGACACAGCAAUGACCCACUGUGUGGUGAAGUCCCUGAUGGCUAAGCGGGACUUUGAUGAAGUGGAUAUGGCAAAGCGCUUUGCUGAGGAAUACAAGAGGGACCCUGGCCGAGACUACGGAGCUGGUGUGAUUACCGUCUUCAAGAAGCUUCUCAGCCCGAAAUGCAGCGACGUGUUUGAGCCGGCAAGACAACGGUUUAAUGGGAAAGGCUCCUAUGGGAACGGUGGUGCCAUGAGAGUAGCAGGAAUCCCACUGGCUUACUCCAAUGUUCAAGAUGUAAAGAAGUUUGCUAAACUGAGUGCUCAGCUGACCCACUCAAAUUCUCUGGGUUAUAAUGGAGCCAUCCUGCAAGCUUUGGCCGUCCACUAUGCCCUGCAGGGGGAUCUAAACCGAGACCAGUUUCUGGAGCACCUGAUCGGCCACAUGGAAGACGUGGAAGCGGAUGAGAAGUCUGUGGCUGAUGCCCAGAUGCUGGGCUAUGAAGAAUUACCCUUUUCAAAACGUCUUAAAAAGAUCAAAGAAUUCUUGGAACGAAGCCGUGUGCCCAGUUCAGAUGUGGUGCUAGAAUUAGGGAAUGGCAUUGCAGCUCUCCAGUCUGUCCCUACGGCCAUUUAUUCAUUCCUGCACUGCAUGGCGCCUCAUCCAGAGAUCCCGGAAGAAUUCAACAGCCUGCAGCGGACCAUUAUCUACUGCAUCUCUCUGGGUGGGGACACGGACACGAUCGCAACCAUGGCGGGGGCCAUUGCGGGUGCAUAUUAUGGGGAAGAGCAGGUGCCCCAGAGUUGGAAGCACAGCUGUGAAUCUUUUGAGGAGACAGAGAAGCUGGCGGACAGCUUGUACGAACUGUCUUGCCAACAGGUCUGAGCCCCACCGAAGAAGGAAUCAUGUGACCCGGCUGUGCUGCUCAUUGUAUGUGUCAGAAAAGAUGAAAUUAAUAUGCCACAUAGGGUGUUCCCUCAAGGAAAACAUACCUAGGAAAUGGCUUAAGAGAUUCCUGCUGUAACUGAAGUGCCCAAGAGGUGCCAGUGGCUUCCCUUUUGUUACCACCUCUCUCGUUUUUUUUUACCUUUUUAUGAUUAAAUCUGAGUUGGAGUCAAGGC
Molecule: messenger RNA, 1426 nt
Organism: Pogona vitticeps (central bearded dragon)
Lineage: Eukaryota; Metazoa; Chordata; Lepidosauria; Squamata; Agamidae
Source: RefSeq, a predicted model, not a curated record